AUAGCGAAGGGUACCUCCAGUUUCGGAAAGCGCCACAACAAGACGCACACGCUCUGCAGGCGUUGCGGUCGCCGAUCCCUUCACAUCCAGAAGCACACCUGCGCCUCAUGCGGCUACCCUGCUGCUAAGACCCGCAAGUUCAACUGGGGCGAGAAGGCCAAGCGAAGGAAGACCACCGGUACCGGCCGCAUGCGAUACCUCAAGACCGUCAACCGCAAGUUCAGCAACGGAUUCCAAACCGGUACCCCCAAGGGCGCCAAGGGCCCCACCGUCAACUCCUCGUAA
Molecule: messenger RNA, 285 nt
Organism: Bipolaris victoriae FI3
Lineage: Eukaryota; Fungi; Ascomycota; Dothideomycetes; Pleosporales; Pleosporaceae
Exons: 3
Biological process (GO): translation
Cellular component (GO): cytosolic large ribosomal subunit; ribosome
Molecular function (GO): structural constituent of ribosome; RNA binding
Source: RefSeq, a predicted model, not a curated record